Molecule: messenger RNA, 573 nt
Organism: Penicillium coprophilum
Lineage: Eukaryota; Fungi; Ascomycota; Eurotiomycetes; Eurotiales; Aspergillaceae
Exons: 1
Coding region: 1-573 (190 amino acids)
Source: RefSeq, a predicted model, not a curated record
AUGCACCCGCCUGUGUCUGUGGUGAGACAGCCACCUAUAUAUUCUGCGGACCGGUCUGGCCAUGGCCCUUCUAUGAACCAUACUUCCACAGUCGUACAGUCGCCUGUGCUCUCUACCCACAGCUCCACCUACGACCCUUCUACGGGCGAUUUCUCCACGGUUAGUCAACCCGGUGCACUCUCUACGUGCUCUCCUGAAUACGACAUUUCUGGGAGCCAUGGUUCCACGAUCGGGCAGCCGUCUGCUCAUUCUGCGGACUGGUCUUAUUACAACCCUUCGUUGAGCAAUGUAUUUGCAUCUCUUGAGCCCAACUGGACUAUGCAUACUACUCCAUAUCCUGCCACCGUAGACAACUUGUACCAAAGCAACACGCAGUCUUCCUCGACCAGGCCGCCUAUAACCACCGAGGUUGGGACCGAAGACUAUGUCAGUCCCGGUCAAACCACAACCCGAAUCCAGUCCUCGGCAUCAAUUCUAUCUCCACAACAGAGUUCUGUACCAAGGGGGAAAUACACUGAGAUUGCUGAUGUGGGGCCAACUCUUGCUCACGGUGAAUCCCAGGAACGAGGGUGA